Protomyces lactucae-debilis is the source of this 2759-nucleotide messenger RNA. RefSeq lists its product as uncharacterized. Gene Ontology annotation, molecular function: DNA binding; nuclease activity. NCBI's taxonomy places the organism in Eukaryota, Fungi, Ascomycota, Taphrinomycetes, Taphrinales, Protomycetaceae. Bases 108 to 2690 code for a protein of 860 amino acids. Gene Ontology annotation, cellular component: Holliday junction resolvase complex; nucleus. Gene Ontology annotation, biological process: resolution of meiotic recombination intermediates; double-strand break repair; replication fork processing. The transcript has a single exon. The record is from RefSeq and is a predicted model, not a curated record.
CAAGCAAACACCCUUAAGGAAGCAUCUGCUGAGUGCUCUCUCACUGCUCUGCAGUGCGGCCAGCUGGGCGAAGUACCCUACGUGACGCGCUCUCGUCUACAUUCAUUAUGUCUUUUCAAUCUGAUGAAAUCAUAUGCUUAGACAGCCCUGAGCGAGCUCCUAAACGCGCUCGCGAUUCGCGUUAUUCAAGUCCUGAAGACGACUUGCCGGAUAUCCAGGCUAUUUUCAAGGCAGACACUCGUUCAAAAUCAAAUUAUGUCUAUGCUGCUCAAGUAAAGGCGCCGCCACAUCAAUUGACCAAGAAGGCUAGCGCUUCUGUUCCUGUUGUGGCGAAACAAAUACCUGGGGCAGCAGCAUACAAGCUACCUCAAGAGCCCAUCAUCGAAAUUAUCGAGUCUGAUGAAGACUUGCCACAAAAUCACGUUGUACCAAAAGCUCCGCCUGAAGUGUUGUCUUUGCAGAAGACAACGGUAAAUCGUGCGUACAACGCUGCGACUGAUGGUAGCAAAGCGCAGAAACUGGACAAGAUGGCUAUCGCUACAUCAGUUGCCACUGCGGCUCGAUCCAUCGCAAGUUCACUGCCAGUACCCUUGCCUACAGUUGAAGUCUUCAAGCCAUUGCCCGCCAAGCAAGUUAGUGAUUGUCCAGCAAGGCGACCGAGCUUUGAUCAGCCGAGGAUACCAAAUCCUCCAGCUGGUCCAAGCAGAAAACCAUCCAGCCCUCCAGUCGUCUUCUCAACAGGACCGUCGGCGGACACUUUGCGUGCGAAAUCGGUGGCUCAUCCCCCAGCGAACGCAUCGAAGCCUAAUGCAGCCUUUUCUGCAAGCUCAGCAAUGGCCAGACUGGCUUCCAACUUGCAUCCCUCUCGGCCAGCAAAGAAAGCAAAGUCUCUAUCACCAGAGCCUGUGCUCGACCCAAUGGCUAUGCCAACCGUUGCCACUCUAGAUGACCUCUUCGACACGGCUGCUAUGGAGCUUGAUUUAUCUUCUGACGAAGAAGAGGCUAUGCCCGUCAUUGACCCAAAGGAUCCGCUUUCUGGCAGGACACAGGGUUAUCUACAUCCAAUGGCUGGAAAAUUGCCCUCCAGCUACAUGAGGCGCACAAAUACAACUAUUGCUUCGCUGCUGAAUCGUGAAAAGCCUGCGGCACCAUCGCUAAAGAGUCCCCACAUUUCCAUCUCGUCAGAUGACCCAAGAGUAUCUUCUCCAGCAGUUUCCAGUCCAGUUCCAGGCUUGUCGACUUUGCGUCGGACUGACUUGACGGUGCCUGUACGGCCGAGACAGGAACCAGCGCGAAAUGUUGUCCAAUUGGCUUCAUCGUCCAAGCCAGUUGCUGAGCAGCCCAUUGCCAAACCACCCGCGAACCAUUCAUGGAGCUCGACGCUGCCUUCAGUACCACAUGAGACUCGUGUGUCAGCCAGAGCAGCGAAAUCAAUGGCAGUGCCAGCAACAGCAUCAACAGGUGCGCGUCCUGGAUAUAAUUUGCAAUCACUGUACACACAAAUCUCCGACGACUCCAUGACUGAUGAGGAUGCACCAGAGGCCUUCACGAGCUGUGCCCCUCCUCGUAAUUCCAAAAAUUUGAAACUGGCAGCUACUGAAGACGCAGCCUUUGCACGCGCAGACAAAGCUCGACAAAAGGCAGCAGAAAAGGCUGUCAAGCAAGCUGAAAAGGAGGCUAAAGCUGCAGAACGCUUGCGUGUGCAGAGUAUCUCGUCGGUGAAUGUGCUCAAGACGAAUAAAAAGGACACUUCGCCGGAGAUGAUUGUGCGCGUGUGCCAGUCUUUUGAGAAGGAGGUGUUUUGGACGCAUAUGCAAGCUCUGUCUGAUGCGAGCGGUUUUGAAUGCCGCCUUGAAAGUAUGCCAGUUCCUGGGCUUGUUCGUUUCUCGCGCAAAACCAAAGCAGUCUUCAACACGGCUCUUGGAUAUUGGGAGCCGCUACCUGCGAUGGUCAUCAAGGAAGAACCUCAGCUCAUGAUUCGGGUAUUGGCAGAUGCAUUCCUUGGCCUGACUGAACAGCCUGGUGCGCUGGCCAAGCAUGUCGCUUCUGUUAGGCAAGUGAUGCCAGGUGGGCGAGUCAUUUACUUGCUUGAGGGCGUCCAUGCCAUGCUCAACAAAUCACGCACUGCACGUAAUCGCGCUUUUGCAUUCAAGGUACGACAAGAUCUCGAUCCUGCUGGCGACUAUACUGCCACCACUGGCAAGAAAAAGCAGACUGUCGCUAUUGAGAUUGAUGAUGAUGGACUGGAAGAUGCGUUACUUGAUUUGCAAGUCAUGCAUCGCUGUUUGAUUGUUCAUGCUGCCAAGCCAGUUGAUACGGCAAGGGAGCUGUGUACACUGGCUCAGGAUAUGAGUCUCAUCCCGUACAAGAGCGAAGCUACCAAGAAGGCAGGCUUUUGCAUCGAGCCUGGACAAGUCAAAACUGGCAGGGACAAUGCAGACACCUACGAAAAAAUGCUGGCGUCUCUGCAUCGUAUUACACCGCCCAUGGCGGAAGCUAUUGCAAACAGGUAUCCGACCAUCAAGAAGCUGCAUGCCGCGCUGAUGAGCAAUCCUCUGGCAUUGGAUGGCACCACGAUUGGCAAUAAUGUUGAUGGCAGCUUUUCGCAGCGCAAGAUUGGCAGCAUUACGUCCAAGAAUAUUGCUCGUGUUGUGACGUCUACAAAUCCACAUGCGGAUGCUUCAUCUUGACCACGGCGGCACGGCCUGACCAAGCUUUAUAUAAUUUCCUGUAUCAUAUAGUAUUAUCUGAGUCUUGAG